Molecule: messenger RNA, 1776 nt
Organism: Telopea speciosissima
Lineage: Eukaryota; Viridiplantae; Streptophyta; Magnoliopsida; Proteales; Proteaceae
Product: U-box domain-containing protein 9-like
Exons: 2
Coding region: 191-1555 (454 amino acids)
Biological process (GO): protein ubiquitination
Cellular component (GO): cytoplasm; nucleus
Molecular function (GO): ubiquitin-protein transferase activity
Source: RefSeq, a predicted model, not a curated record
UUUGAACUUUGGUUUUACUCGGAAGACAAGAGAAAGAACGUGAAAGAAAAUGCAAGAAGAAGAAAAUCUCAAGCAGAGAAAUCUCAAUCGUCUCUGCUUUUUCAGUACUAGAGAAUAGAGAUCGAAAAUUUUGAUUCUUUCGUUUAUUGGGUUUGUAGAUUGUAGAUUUUCAUUUGUGUGUUCAAACAAAAUGGCGAAAACUGGAGCAAUUGAGACAGAUCCAGCAGCAGUGGCUAAGGCGUCGGAGUUAAAGAAGGAGCUCCGAAGGCUCUUGAAGAAAAUUGUAGACGAAGAUGACUCGAUGAUGGAUACUUUCGAUCGAGCCAAUAAAGCCCUUUCGGCGUUUAAGGAUUUGAAGUUCAAGAGACCACACUCUCUCAAACUCGACGGCACACUCUCUUGUCCUGACCAAUUUCGUUGCCCUCUCUCUAAAGAGCUCAUGGGUGAUCCUGUCAUCUUGGCUACAGGACAGACAUAUGAUCGACCCUUCAUCCAGAAGUGGCUAAAGGCAGGGAACAGGACUUGUCCUCAAACCCAACAGGUCCUCUCACAUACACUGCUCACACCCAAUUAUCUUGUCCGGGACAUGAUCUUGCAGUGGUGCAACAAUCAGGGAAUCGAGCUGUCAUGCUCUGUCCAAGACAGUGAAGAUGAAGGGAUCACACAAACAGACCGGCAACAUUUUGAAUCUUUGCUUGAAAAGAUGUUAUCCCAAUCUAUUUCGGAGCAGAAAGUGGCUGCUAAAGAGCUAAGGCUUCUGACCAAGAGAAUGCCCUCCUUCCGUGCCUUAUUCGGCGAGUCUGCAGAUUCCAUUCCCCACUUGCUCUCCCCGCUCUCACCGGGCGAGGUCAAUAUUCAUCCUGAUCUUCAAGAAGAUUUGAUUACAACUGUCCUGAACCUCUCAAUCCAUGACAGUAAUAAGAAGCUUGUCGCCGAGACUCCAGGGGUCCUUCCUCUGCUUAUUGAUUCCUUGAAGUUUGGCACCAUUGAGACAAGGACCAAUGCAGCUGCUGCCAUCUUUACAUUAUCAGCUCUUGAUUCCAACAAGACAAUUAUAGGCAAGGCAGGGGCUAUUAAACCCCUAAUUGACCUCUUAGAUGAGGGCCACCCAUUGGCCAUGAAGGAUGUUGCUUCAGCAAUUUUCAACCUCUGUAUCAUCCAUGAGAACAAGGCAAGAGCUGUCCGUGAUGGGGCAGUUGUCGUGAUCACGCACAAGAUCAUUGAGCGUGUUCUUGUUGAUGAGUUGUUGACCAUCCUUGCAAUGCUUUCGAGCCAUCAAAGGGCCAUUGAGGAAAUGGGUGUUUAUGGGGCUGUCCCUUGCUUGCUCAGCAUCAUUAGGGAGACUACGUGCGGGCGCAACAAGGAGAACUGUAUUGCGAUCCUAUACAAUAUCUGUUUCAAUGACCGGACCAAAUGGAAAGAGAUGAGGGAAGAUGAGGAUGCCAAUGGCACGAUCACUGAGCUUGCAGGGAAUGGGACCUCAAGGGCUAAGAGGAAGGCAAGUGCUAUACUGGAGAGAUUCAAUAGGAUUGCUUUGAUUACACAUACCGCAUGAUGGAUUCUCUAUACUUGACACUGCCAAAUAAUCUCUGUAAAUACUGUUUCUUGUUUCAUCCAUCCCUUUGCUCAUGGGUCAUAUCUACCUCCCUGUAUAAAGUCAAAUUCCCUUACAUGUUCCAUAUACAUAGCCCAACCAUCAGUUCUCCUUUCACAUUGGACCAGGUGUAUCUAAUGCUUAUAGAUAACAAAUGGUACUAAGCGAGUUCUCAUCUUUCA